Pseudomyrmex gracilis is the source of this 1892-nucleotide messenger RNA. It is a transcript of the gene Arpc2, whose product is annotated as probable actin-related protein 2/3 complex subunit 2. Gene Ontology annotation, cellular component: actin cytoskeleton; Arp2/3 protein complex. Gene Ontology annotation, molecular function: structural constituent of cytoskeleton; actin filament binding. The transcript has 7 exons. The coding region runs from base 62 to 982 and encodes 306 amino acids. Gene Ontology annotation, biological process: Arp2/3 complex-mediated actin nucleation; actin filament polymerization. Lineage: Eukaryota; Metazoa; Arthropoda; Insecta; Hymenoptera; Formicidae. The record is from RefSeq and is a predicted model, not a curated record.
UCGAUCAAUUAAUCGAACGUCGCCCAUCCCUAACCGUGAUUCCUAGUGAACGCACAUAAUCAUGAUCCUGCUUGAAAUACACAACAGGAUACUCGAGGAAACUUUAACGAGCAAAAUCAAGAAUGCUCUGUCGGGACACAAGCAGGAGUCCACAGAUGUUGUCAUAGCAGAUUUUGAUGGGGUGUUGUUUCACAUCUCCAACUUGAGUGGAGACAAGUCAAAGCUUAGGAUAAGUAUUCUGCUCAAAUUUUAUAAACAAUUGCAAGAAUAUGGUGCGGAUGAGCUGCUCAAACGAGAAUACGGGUCUCAUUUUAUUGCACCAGAAAGCGGUUAUAACGUGUCGGUGCUCAUAGAUUUAGAGAAAUUGCCGGAGGAUUGGGAAGCAUUAGUGAGGAAAGUGGCCUUGUUGAAGAGGCAUUGCUUCGCCAGUGUCUUUGAAAAAUAUUUCGACUUCCAGGAAGGAUAUUGCGAUUCUCCAGACGGACCUGUGCAAAAGAGAGCUGUUAUUCAGUAUCGAGAUGAAGAAACAAUGUACGUGGAGGCUAAGAGCGACAGAGUCACAGUAGUGUUUAGCACGAUAUUCAAGGACGAGGACGAUAUGGUGAUAGGCAAAUUGUUCCUUCAGGAAUUGAAGGAAGGCAGGCGAGCCAGCCAUACCGCGCCACAAGUGUUAUUCAACCAUCGCGAGCCACCGUUAGAACUGCAAGAUUCUGAGGCGGCGGUCGGAGACUGCAUUGGCUACAUUACGUUCGUGCUGUUUCCACGUCACACCAAUAGAGACGCUCGCGACAACACCAUCGACUUGAUACACAUGUUUAGGAACUACUUGCACUAUCACAUUAAGUGCAGCAAGGUUUACAUUCACUCGAGAAUGCGCACCAAAACGACAGACUUCCUCAAAGUUCUGAAUAGAGCGAGGUCUCAGUCCAAGAACACUGAGAAAAAGACUAUUACAGGACGGACAUUUAUUAGGAAAGAGUGAACGCGCCGAGGAAUCAAGAGUGCUAACCUGUUUUUAAGAAGACAGAACGAGAAAUUGCGCGACUAUAGCACGAUCGGAAACAACCGACUCGUAAAGGAGAGUCUUUCGCGAGAGGCGUCCUUUGCCUCGCGCGUUUUCGACGAGAUGAGCGGAAUUUGGAGAUUUCUGAGUUUUUUUUCUUUUUUUUUAACCUGUUUGUCGAACGCUGUACACUUACGAACGACGUAACGCCGCGUUGAGAGAGCAAGUUCAUCGUUAUCUCGCUCAACGCGAUGAUAAUUUCGAUUUACAACAGGAACAACACUCGGAUGACGUAUACGCUUCCACCGAUUACGUUGACAGUUGCUACUUUUAUCGGGAAAAUUAUCGUUAUCGUGAAUGUCGCUUUCGUCGCGAAAACGUUCUGUCAAUUUUUUUUACAGCGAUUUAGAAUUAAAAUUAUAAACACACCACAACUGGCUGAAUUUUUAACGAGAAACUUGCAUUCCAUUAUGUACACACACACACACGACGUAGCUUGUUACUUCUAACGACGAAAUUGUCACACGUUACAUCUGACGUUUUGAUCGAACACAACGCAUAAAAAAAAACAAAACAAAAAUAGAUAAUAUCGUUAAGUAAUACGAACAAAAAUCGUGAGAGGUAAACGAUUGAGGUAAACGUAAACUUUUUUAGUCUAUCGUAUCUGUGAUUUCGGAUUGUCACAAAAAGUUUCAUACUACUAUACACAUAUUUAAGCCAGAAAUAUUAAUUAAAAAAGAAAAAACCAAUUUACUAAUAAUUACUUUCCGCAUUUUCUAGCUCGAUAAAAUUUAUCGCAACAGAUAAACCGCGCGCUAAAUUGAUACAAUCUUUCCCCUUUUCGAUGUUUUUAUCGUCUCCACUUAAUUAUUGUACUAAUUAAUUAUAU